Molecule: messenger RNA, 919 nt
Organism: Coffea eugenioides
Lineage: Eukaryota; Viridiplantae; Streptophyta; Magnoliopsida; Gentianales; Rubiaceae
Product: S-norcoclaurine synthase 2-like
Exons: 2
Coding region: 152-652 (166 amino acids)
Biological process (GO): abscisic acid-activated signaling pathway; defense response
Cellular component (GO): nucleus; cytoplasm
Molecular function (GO): signaling receptor activity; protein phosphatase inhibitor activity; abscisic acid binding
Source: RefSeq, a predicted model, not a curated record
AAGGAUUCCCGUUUGGACCAUACUUCUUAUCCAUAUGUUUGUAGUCACGAAGGUGCCGACCACACCAAUCCUUUGUGAGACGAAAAGCUAGAAACAGAAGCAGGAGUUUUUAGCCCACUACUACUAGUUUACUACAACUUCAAGAGGAAAGAUGUUUGGAACAUUAUCUGAUGAGCUUGAGGUCAAGGCGCCCGCAAGUGAAGCUUGGAAAGUGUAUGGGACGCUGCUACUGGCGGAUGUGGUUCGCCAACAACUUCCUGAUGUUCUACACAAGAUCGACGUACUAGAGGGCGAUGGUGGUCCGGGGACCAAACUGAAGCUCACUUUCCCACCGGAUAACAAGCUGAUAUCCUACUCCAAAGAGCAGUUUGUGGUGGUGGAUGACCAGAAAAUGGUGAAAGUAGCAGAGGUUUUUGAAGGUGGAUAUCUCAACCUGGGGUUUACGCUCUAUCGAGUUACUUUCCAAGUAUUUCCAAAUCUAAAUGAUGCAUCUUCAUGCACCACCAAGUGCAUUCUUGACUAUGAGCUCAAGGAAGAUGCUGCUGAAAAUGCUUCUCUUAUCAAUAUUCAGCCCUUCACUGCCAUCAUGAAAGCUGCUGCCAAUUAUCUUGAGACAGGCAAUGCCACACCCACUACAACAACCAACAAUUGAUCGCUCAUGACUAGAUAUACUGCUUGUCUAUUUUUCCUUUCUUCGUUGGUUUCUCCAUAAUAAUCCUUUUUUUUGGCUUGGGUAGUUUUUCCUUUUCCUCUACACUUCUUUUUCUUCUUUCUGGGGGGCUUCCUUUUCUGUUCUGUAGUCCUUUCCUGGAUUGGGUCUAGGAAGGAUGUUGAAUAACAAACGAAUGCUUGUGUUUGUGUAUUGAUAUUGUGUGUUAAACGAAUUCAUAUAUAGCGAAAACAAUUUUACCGCUAUUUA